AAAAUGAAAAUUGAGUACACAAGACGGAGGUGUUUACAUUUUAUUUAAGAAAAAAGUACAAAAUAUAAUGAAACAGUCAAAUGCUGAUCGUCGAGAUGAACAAUCUUGUAGUUUUUACAGUACUGCUGAAAAUUUCUUUUUCGGUUGGAUUUGAUUUAAAUAAAACUGUAGCAUGUAAUAUUCAGUACUAUUUCUAUCAUGGCUCAUCACUUUCCAUUUACGACAUCAAAAGCUUCUCAAAAAUCAUUGACAAUCCAAAUUUUGAUCCAGACAAGCCAACAACAUUCUACAUUUAUGGAACGAUAGAGGGAAUUUGGGUGCCAACUGUCAUCGCUGUCAAAGAUGCUUAUCUAGCUAAUGGAAGGCAUAAUUUCAUUAUUGUUGGAAAUAAGAAUCCAUUCUUGCAUGUUUUCAACAACGCGCUGAUAAUUGCUGAUAAAUUUUCUGAAAACAUGCUCGAAUUAAUAAAUUCUGGAUACGACUAUUCAAAAACUACUUUCGUGUCGUUCUCACUUGGUUCAAAGGCUAUUGCUCCAAUGACUUCAAGAUUAAUAAAAAUGAAAUCAAACAAUAAGUUCAAAUUGCCGAAAAUUGUUGCACUUGAUCCAGGAAUUGUAAGAAAUAAUGAGCUACAUUUAUCAGGCGGAGAGCGACUUAAUUCAAAUGAUGCUGAUUUUGUGAUGACUGUGCACACAGAUUGUCAUUAUUGGGGUACUAAGGAGUCACAUGGACAUGUCAAUUUUUGGAUUAAUGGUGGAUGUGAUCAGCCGAUGUGUGUGAAUGACUUUACAAAAAGCGUCUGCAAUCACUUGAUGGCAGCAUACUAUUGGGCCGAAGCAGUAAAAAGUGAUAGUAAAACUGCAUUUAAAUCAAGGCAAUGUGCCAGUUGGAAGCAUUAUUUGAAAAAAGAUUGUGACUUAAGUUUACCGGUUGCAUAUAUUGGACUUUAUACACAGGCGAAUAUAACUGGUGAUUAUUAUGUGAGAACGAAAAAAGUUGUGCCUUACUCGAGAUCAUGAAGUGAAAAUUGAUGAUUUUUUGAAAGUAAAUUCUUUGUGUUAUUAAUUAUUUAAGUAAUUGAUGUUGCAUCUUAUCAAUACAGGGUCGUAGCCAGGAAUUUGAAGAGGGGGUAGGGGACAAUUUUUUUUGUAUGGAAAACUUUUAGGGGGGGGGGGGGUUAUUUUUUUGAGUUUUUCAUAAAAACUCUAGCAAAAUGAAGAAAUUUUUCAAGACGAAGGGAGAUUUGUCCCCAAAAUCCCCCCUGGCUACGUGCCUGUAUCAAUAGAUCAGAUUUUGAUUGAUCAGAGAGAAUGUUGAGCUUGAAGUAAAAAAUCUAGUCAUUUAAAGUCAUAAGUAUGGUAAAGUUUAUUCUAAACUAUAUCGAGCUUUAACCUGAUAUGUUCUUUUUAUGAAGUUCUAUAGCUCAAUUGAACAAUUCUAACGAUAACAAGUUAAAGGAAGCAAAAAAAACAUUCGCUUUAUUUGUUUGAACUUGAAGCGAAAGUUUAAUGCUGUAAUAAUUGUCAUGUCUAUAAAGACUUAUUAAAUCAAGAUAGCAGUGUCUUUAGCUCGUCGCUUUAUGUAGAAACACACCAUUUGGCUAGAACCCUCUCACAGUAUUAUUAUUGGACUUACUAAACAGCAAAUUAAUUUUGAAAAAAAUAAGAAUUGUA
Chironomus riparius is the source of this 1673-nucleotide messenger RNA. Lineage: Eukaryota; Metazoa; Arthropoda; Insecta; Diptera; Chironomidae. The record is from the annotation of a GenBank genome assembly.